UUAAACAGUGUUCACUCUUGCUCUCUUGAAAUUCUGCGGCAAUUGAUUGAUCAACAAGACAUGCUGAGAAGCAGUCUUCACCGGCGUUCCCCUAAUUCCACCCUAAACCCUUCACCAAUACUAUCUCAAUUUCCCCCCUUUUCCCGAUAUUUUUCGAAUUCAAAUCAAGACCAAGAUGAAACUCACAGGGACCCUGACGCCCCUCCCCGCCUCUUCGUUGUGCAGCCAAGGCUCCGCCCUCAAACCCAUUUGAAGGCCAAGCUGGAGGAAGCCCUGAAUCUUGCUAAUUCUCUCGAGCAACAGCGUCACGAGUUUAGUGCCACGGAGUCUCCGGACAAUGAAAUGCCGCCGCAUCUCGUUGUCCAAAACCCCGCCGCCAAGUCACCUCGCGCCGAUACAUAUUUUGGACUUGGGACUGUGGAAACAGUUAAGUGCCACAUAACUAAUUUGGAAGACAAGGAAGAGGUGGAUGCUGUUUUUGUUAAUGCUACUCUUAGGGGUAUCCAGCAGCGGAAUCUGGAGAGGGCCUGGGGCAAGCCUGUCCUAGAUCGUGUUGGCCUCAUUAUACAAAUUUUUAAUGCUCAUGCUCAGACCAAGGAAGCUAAAUUACAGGCUGAAUUAGCAGCUCUGAUGUGUAAAAGAAGCAGACUUGUCCGAGUUCGUGGGCCCGAUGGGCGUAAUACAUUUGGGGGAUUUGGGGGAUCUGGAGAAAUAGAAGUUGUUAGUGCUAGAGGGAGAGCAAGCGGAGGGCGCGGUUUUAUCAGUGGUGCUGGAGAGACUGAAAUUCAGCUUCAAAGGCAAAGAAUCUUGGAAAGGAAGCAGAAGUUGUUAGCUGAAAUUGCUGAUGUUAGAAGAACUCGAGCCAUGCAGCGUGCUGCACGGAAAAGGCAUGAAAGGUUACCAGGACAAGAAAUCCCUACUGUUGCUGUAGUUGGCUAUACAAAUGCUGGAAAGUCUACAUUAGUUAGCAGACUCUCAAACACCUAUCUUUACUCCGAUGACCGAUUGUUUGCAACAGUUGAUCCUAAGUUAAGAAGUGUUAAGCUUCCAUCAGGGAGAAAAGUUCUGCUCAGCGACACAGUCGGGUUCAUCUCAGAUUUGCCUGUUCAGUUAGUGGAAGCAUUUCAUGCUACAUUGGAAGAGGUUAUCGAAGCUGACCUCCUAGUGCAUGUACUGGACUCGAGCGCUCCAAAUCUUGACGAAAACCGGGAGUCUGUAAUGGAAGUUCUUAGGAGGAUCAAUGUGCCUGAAGAGAAGCUCCAAAACAUGAUUGAAGUUUGGAAUAAGGUCGACCUUCUAGAGGAGAAAUCUGAGAUGUGCGAUCUUGAUGAUGAAGAAGAAGAAGAAGAUAUCGAUGCCACGUGUGAUCAACAUGAUGACAACCAAGUUAUCAAUUGUAACGACCCAGGUGAUCUUGAAGAGGACAUUUAUCACAAUCAUUCGGAUGACGAGCAAGAAUCCAGGCUUAGCUUCGAUGAUUGCUCCAAUACUGUCAACGGACACUUUUCAGGGGAAGAUGCGACGGCUAUAGCUGCUGAUAAUGGUUCUGAAUUUCAAUCAGAAUCAUCCGGACUUCUUGUCAAAACAUCUGCUGUAACUGGGGUCGGCCUACAACAACUGCUUGAGCUCAUCGACAGCAAGCUGAAACCAUGUCGAGCGGUAGAAAGGAAUAGCUUCUUCCAUAGUAAGUGGAGACCACCGCGUCGAGAAGAUAGCGAUAUAGCAGUCUGAGCGAUAGGAUUGCCUACUUUGGUUAGGUUUUGGUGCACAAUUUGACAUAUACAACCUUUGGUAAUGUAUCUUUCAGUUUGCAAGAUUAUAUUCUAUGAUUAAAUUUGAAUUGUGUUUGGUUCAUGAGAUUGAAUCUCAUGAUUUAAUCCUA
This is a messenger RNA of Salvia hispanica, 1882 nucleotides long. RefSeq names its product GTP-binding protein, HflX. The record is from RefSeq and is a predicted model, not a curated record. Gene Ontology annotation, cellular component: cytoplasm. Gene Ontology annotation, molecular function: GTP binding; ribosome binding. NCBI's taxonomy places the organism in Eukaryota, Viridiplantae, Streptophyta, Magnoliopsida, Lamiales, Lamiaceae.